GAGCCAAUGAGUACGAGUCUUUGAGUGACAGCUGUCCAAUAGAGACCCUCAGUGCUAGUACGGCUAGCGGCUUAAGCGCCGCCGCGGUCUGAGGAAUGUCAACUAUUCAACAUGGAGGCGGAGGUCGAUAAGCUGGAACUGAUGUUCCAGAAAGCUGACUCUGAUUUGGAUUACAUUCAGUACAGGCUGGAAUACGAAAUCAAGACCAAUCAUCCUGAUUCAGCAGGCGAGAAAAAUCCAGUUACACUCUUAAAGGAAUUGUCAGCAAUAAAGUCUCGGUAUCAAACUUUGUAUGCACGCUUUAAACCAGUUGCUGUUGAGCAGAAAGAGACUAAGAGCCGCAUUUGUGCUACUGUGAAUAAGACUAUGAACGUGAUACAAAAACUACAAAAGCAAACAGACCUGGAGCUGACACCACUGACUGAAGAAGAGAAAACUUCAGCAGAGCAAUUAAAAUCUCAUAUGCCAGACUUAUGAAGAAACGGACUUACAAUAGGGAACUCCAAUGGAGAAGAGAUCAAUUCCAGAAAAACUUAGGAAGAUGUCUUUAGCACUUGAUGACUAGAAUUGGGAACUGGUGAAGGAGAAGGAGGUUUGGCUUGAACGACUGGAUAAUGAUGUCUUUCAUAUGAAAGAAGAAUAUAAGAAGGGCAGAUAUAUGAAUAAAGUUCAGCAAAAAGGAUGAAAUGGGAAUAAAGGGAUUUACACGCACACACACACACACACACACACACACACACAGAGUCUUAUAAUUUUAGGCAAGGAAGUCCUUAAUGCUAUUUUACAUCUGUUUUCCUAUUGUGUACUUGGGAUAACGUAGACGUUCUGGCCUAUCAUAAAAGAAUUUCAAUCAGUCAAUAUGUGAAUGAGCAUGCUUUGGAAAUUAAAGGAUAGGUAAAAUAUU
Molecule: messenger RNA, 904 nt
Organism: Lemur catta (Ring-tailed lemur)
Lineage: Eukaryota; Metazoa; Chordata; Mammalia; Primates; Lemuridae
Gene: SKA2
Product: spindle and kinetochore associated complex subunit 2
Exons: 4
Coding region: 112-477 (121 amino acids)
Biological process (GO): chromosome segregation; mitotic cell cycle; cell division
Cellular component (GO): outer kinetochore; spindle microtubule
Molecular function (GO): microtubule binding
Source: RefSeq, a predicted model, not a curated record